GAGAGCCCGUGGACGUGCUGAAGAUCCUCCAGCUCCACUCCCUGCCCGAAGGCGUCAAGAAGGUGCCGGGUUUCUGCUCCCAACGUGGCGCCGGCUCCGACGUCGCCUACCGGAUAACGCGGCAGGCGCAGCUCAGUGCACCCACCCGGCAGCUCUUUCCCGAUGGGAAAUUCCCGGAGGAUUUCUCCAUCAUGGCGUUGGUGAAAGCCAAACCCGGCGUCCAGGCCUUCCUCCUCUCCAUCUACAACCAGGACGGCAUCCAACAGCUGGGCGUGGAGCUCGGCCGCUCGCCCGUCUUCCUCUACGAGGACCAACACGGCCGCCCGGCCCCCGAGGAUUAUCCCCUUUUCCGCGGCGUCGAUUUG
Molecule: messenger RNA, 365 nt
Organism: Balearica regulorum gibbericeps (East African grey crowned-crane)
Lineage: Eukaryota; Metazoa; Chordata; Aves; Gruiformes; Gruidae
Source: RefSeq, a predicted model, not a curated record